Messenger RNA from Salvia splendens (bonfire salvia), 1634 nucleotides. RefSeq names its product anthocyanidin 3-O-glucoside 6''-O-acyltransferase-like. NCBI's taxonomy places the organism in Eukaryota, Viridiplantae, Streptophyta, Magnoliopsida, Lamiales, Lamiaceae. The record is from RefSeq and is a predicted model, not a curated record. Bases 74 to 1438 code for a protein of 454 amino acids. The transcript is spliced from 2 exons.
UCCCGCAUCUUUUUAUCUGCUUUUCGAUAUAUAAAAGGCAAAUAAUACUCCACUUUAGCACUCCGCUCCGCCCAUGACGACCGCCCUGCUCCAAACAUCCCAAAUCGCUCCGCCGCCGCAAGCGGCCGCGGCGCAGUCGCUGCCCCUCACCUUCAUCGACAUCUUAUGGAUAAUUUUCCACCCCAUCCGGCGCCUCCUCUUCUACGAAUUCCCUUGCUCAAAGCCUCAUUUCUCAGAAUCAAUCAUUCCCAAACUCAAACAAUCCCUCUCACUAACUCUCAAACACUUCUUCCCUCUCGCCGGCGCCAUCUUCUACCCUCUCAACUCCGCCGAUUUGCCACAACUCCGAUACACCCCCGGCGACUCUGUCUCGCUAACCGUUUGCGAAUCGAGCCACGAUUUCGACGAUCUCGUCGCGAACCACGGUCGUGAUUCGGAUAAAUUCUACGACCUAAUCCCUAAUUUGCCGCCGAUGAUCGUCGAAUUCGAUUUCAAAUUGCUCAAAGUCCUAGCUCUGCAGGUCACUCUGUUUCCCGGUCGCGGACUCUGCUUAGGCGUCGCGAACCACCACUCCGCCGGCGACGCCACCUCCAUCGCCGCCUUCUUACGGCGCUGGUCUUCGAUCUGUAAAAUUGACGAGGCCUUGGUCUCCAACUCUGAAAUUGAAUCUCCGCCACUAUUCGACAGAUCUCUAUUCAAUUAUCCUCCAAAAUUGGACGCUCUUUACUGGAACCAAAUCAAACCAUUUCCAUUCACGCAGCCGUCCUUUCCUCUGCCGACUAAUCGCGUCCGAGCUACGUACGUUCUGAGCAAAUCGGAUCUGGAGAAGCUCAAGCUCUCGAUUCAAUCAGCCAAUCCAGAUUUAGGCAGCGUAUCUUCCUUUGUAGCUAUGGCAGCUUAUGUGUGGUCUUGUUUCGUAAAAACGAGUUCAGUCGAAGAGGACGGAGACGAAAACGGGGAUCGCCUGGAGUUUUUUCUGGCGGCAAUCGAUUUACGAGCUCGUAUCGAGCCGGUGGUUCCAGAGAAUUACUUUGGGAACUGUUUAACGUACGGACUGGGGAGAGAGCGGCGUGUGGAGCUGGGUGCGGAGGAUGGGGUGUUUGCGGCAGCGAGGGCGGUGGCGAAGGCGAUUAGGGAGAGGUUGAGUGAGAAGGAGAAGAUUCUGGAAGAUGCGGAGAAUUGGAUUAGUGAAACGGCGGAGGUGGCUGAGAUGAAGUUGGGAGUGUCUGGAUCGGCAAGAGUGGACCUCUAUGGAAUGGAUUUUGGAUUCGGGAGGGCGAGGAAGGUGGAAGUGUUGUCGAUUGAUGGGGAGAAGUAUGCAAUGUCGCUGUGUAAGGCUAGAGAUUUGGAGGGAGGGUUGGAGAUUGGAAUGUCUUUGCCGAAGAUGAGGAUGGAUGCUUUUGCUACCUGUUUUGAUCAUGGAAUCAAGAAUUUCUGAAUUUUCAACUCUUUUGUGAGUUUUAUGAUAAAAAUUUUAGUUGAGUCUCUGUUCAACUGAAUUUCUACUUCUUUGAGUCUCGUAGUCGUAUAGUAGUAUAUCGCUAGCUAAGAGCAUUAGCAAUGACGUCCGUCCCGGCGGAAUUCCGACCGGCGCGCCGGAAGUCCGAUCGGGACGUCCGCCAUUGUGCAAGGGA